Grus americana (Whooping crane) is the source of this 3509-nucleotide messenger RNA. RefSeq names its product adrenoceptor alpha 2A (gene ADRA2A). Lineage: Eukaryota; Metazoa; Chordata; Aves; Gruiformes; Gruidae. The transcript has a single exon. Gene Ontology annotation, cellular component: membrane. Gene Ontology annotation, biological process: adenylate cyclase-activating adrenergic receptor signaling pathway. The record is from RefSeq and is a predicted model, not a curated record. Gene Ontology annotation, molecular function: adrenergic receptor activity. Bases 247 to 1581 code for a protein of 444 amino acids.
GAGCGAGACAGAGCAGCCGCCGCCGGCUGCAGCCCCUGCCCAGCUCCGCGCCGCUCCGCGCCCCGCUAAGCGGCUCCCGGCGGGCAGCGCCCCAGCAUGAGCCGCGGGCGCCCGCAGCCCCCCGGCGGCCGCCGCGCAGCCCCGCCCCGGCCAGCGGCGCGGUAGGAGCGCGGAGCCCCGCGGAGCCGGGCGCGGCGCGGGUAGGGCAGGGGGCGAAGGGCGGGGGUGUCCACGCAGCCGGGGUUGAUGUUUAACCUGGAGCGCCCGUUCACGGAGAGGGGCCACUUCUUCUCCUCCAUGGAGUACCAGCGGCAGCUGGAGGAGGAGGAGGGCUACCUGCCUCCUGGCACCAACGGGACCUUCAACGACAGCGGUGCCGGGCCGGGCUGGGGCAUGCCGUACCCCCUGCACACCACCGUCACCCUCAUCAGCCUGGCGGGCUUGCUCAUGCUCUUCACUGUCUUCGGCAACGUCCUGGUCAUCAUCGCCGUCUUCACUAGCCGGGCACUCAAGGCCCCCCAAAACCUGUUCCUGGUCUCUUUAGCCUCGGCCGACAUUCUGGUGGCCACACUGGUCAUCCCCUUCUCCCUGGCAAACGAGGUGAUGGGGUAUUGGUACUUCGGCAAAGUCUGGUGUGAGAUCUACCUGGCCUUGGAUGUGCUGUUCUGCACCUCCUCCAUCGUGCACUUGUGUGCCAUCAGCUUGGACCGUUACUGGUCCAUCACACAAGCCAUCGAGUACAACCUCAAGCGUACCCCGCGCCGCAUCAAGUGCAUCAUCUUCAUUGUCUGGGUCAUCUCGGCCGUCAUCUCCUUUCCGCCACUCAUCUCCAUAGAGAAGAAGAGCGGGCAGCAGGCUGACCAGGGGGUGGCAGGGUGCAAGAUCAAUGAUGAGAAGUGGUACAUCAUCUCCUCUAGCAUUGGUUCCUUCUUUGCCCCCUGCCUCAUCAUGAUCCUGGUCUACAUGCGCAUCUACCAGAUAGCCAAGAGGCGAACCAGGGUACCACCGAACAAGCGGGCAGAGCGCCCUGAGAAGAGGCAGAAUGGCUUGACCGACAAGGAGGACCUGCCACCUACAGCUCAGCUGAAUGGAGAGAAGGCAGCAGGAGGUGGCGGUGGGCAGGAGGGAGAGGUCAACGGCAUAGACAUGGAGGAGACCUCUUCCUCUGAGCACCAGGAGAACAACCAGUGUAAGAAGUCAGAGAGACCGUCGAGGGGAAAGACCAAGACUAAACUGAGCCAGAUUAAGCCUGGGGACAGUUUGCCCAGGAAGGCGGAGGAGGAGAGGAACACCAAAGGGUCCCGGUGGAGGGGCAGGCAGAACCGGGAGAAGCGCUUCACCUUUGUGCUGGCGGUGGUGAUCGGGGUCUUUGUCAUCUGCUGGUUCCCCUUCUUCUUCACCUACACGCUGAUGGCUGUCUGCAAGAGCUGCUCUGUGCCCGACACCCUCUUCAAGUUCUUCUUCUGGUUUGGUUACUGCAAUAGCUCCUUGAACCCCGUCAUCUAUACCAUUUUCAACCACGACUUCAGACGGGCCUUCAAAAGGAUCCUCUGCAGGAUAGAGAGGAAAAGGAUUGUUUGAAGGACCCUUUGCUAUCGGCAGGACUAAUUCAAGACUUUGUAGGAGAGUAAGGCAUGGCUCUCUUGGGCUGUGCUUGCAUGGGAUGGUUUCCUUCAGCUCGUGAGCAGGAAGCCUUUAAAACCUGAGAUGAGCCUAUGGAAAUGCCGGGCAGCAGCAAGGAGCAGCAGGCAAGUGGAAGUCCAAGCCGUGGCAUUCGGCUUUCCAGGGGAGGAUGGCUUUUGACUUGCUUGGUUUAUUUUGUUAGGUUUGUUUUUUUUCUUUUGCCAGAAUCUCUCAGUGGAUAUUUUCAUGACUGCUCAGUUUGACUCUUUAAAGACAAAUAAUGUGCAGUUCCGUGAGAUGAACAACAAAGAGGGAGUAUGCCGCUCCAGAGGUGCUGGCUUUUUUAUUUUAUUGUAUCUUUUUUUUUCCCCUGUUGUAUAUGUAAUUAAUUUUAUCCCCUUGUAAAAUACAGUAUUGUAUCUCUGAAUCUGAAUGUCUUAAUUUUUGUAAGGCACGCAGCUUUGAAACUGUGAAUGCUUUAAUUAUCUUUGAUACCUUAAAAGCCCCUCUCUUCCCACCCCUGAAAUCCCCCUCACUCAAAACCACUGAACAACUAGAGCCAUUCACCCUACCUGACAGUUUGAUAAUAUUACCAAAACUUGCAACGUCCGGUCAUUUUUUUGUCUAUAAAGCUUAGGAGCACAAACCUCACCAGACUGGCUAUUUUUGUUGUUGGUUUUGUUUUUUUUUUUUAAUAUCGUACCUGAUUCCAUUUAAUUUCUGUGUUGCCUGUGAUACAAUACAGCUGAGGUGGUAACUGCCCUCCCGUUAUUCAUUAAAGCAGACCCUGACGGAGCGGUGGCUUUGCUGUGCAGGCAGGGAUGUCCCCGGCGAUGGAGUGACGGGCUUUUUCCCGUGCAACGGGAGGCUUGGGAUCCGGCCAGGCUGCACACGAGUUAAUCUCGUUUGAUAUUAUACCACGCUGCAGCACCGAAAUGUGUUCGGUGGUAGCUUGCUUCCCCCGCCUCCAACUGUAAAUAGAUAACAUUUCAAAGCAAAUAGCAAAGCUCCAUAUAUCAUGUUAUCUCGUUUGUAUUGAUUUGUGAUGGGUUAACUCCUAUGGGAUUUCCUGCAGAAGAGGAGGGGGUUUGUGCUGUUCCACCUUUCUGAAUUAAGGGACGAGAGUUCAGUUUUUUAUCUGCCAGUCUUAUUUUUCCUAGGAAAUAUGAAAGCAUCCCUCUUUCAGUCUUACACAGGGCAAAACUCCGAAACGGGAAACUUUACUGACAGUUUCUCCAGUAUUUUAUAGUGUAAUUAAGCUUUUUUUUUUUAAAAAAAAGAAAUGUGUAAAUAUUGUGAGGUUGGAGCAGGAGAGAGAGUUAACACCGCUUUUACACUUCUUUCCUGAAAUGUCUUUCAGCUCUUUCUGCUAAAAAAAAAAUAAUACAAAAAUGGACAGAACAAAUCUAACAUCCUUGUGCCAUGAAGAAAUUUCUGGAGAACAUUAAAAGGAAAAAUGUUUGAUUCGUCACAAUAAAUGAGUCUGCAAGCCUUUUAAGGUUAUGAAAACAGCUUUAUCAAAUACUGACAAGUCUUAGAAAUUGUUUGGAGAAAGCAAAGUUUGUAUAAGUCUCGUGUAUAAGAUGAAUUUGCCUUCUCUGGAGUCGUAUGGUGCACAGGGAAGAGACUUUAAGAAAAAUACCUUUUUACUUUUGGGAAGUGUUUUGUUUAUUUUGCUCUCUCUUUUGACUUUGUAAUUAACUCCAAGGGUCCCCGGAUGCAUCUGGGGACCUGGAGAGCAAUGUUUACAUUCACUUGCAUUUUCAGAAUUGAAUCCUCAAGGGGUGAGGAAAGCAGAUAAACUGUGCUUUAAUGUAAAAAACAAAACCACGAGCAGAAGUUGCUAUAAUGGAUGAUUAUUUUUAUUAAAUAAAAGAGUGUUUACA